AUGGUCCUGUACCACCGUGAGUUUGAGGCGGCAGGUAAGAGCGCAGGUGUGCAGGUGUGGCGGGUGGAGAAGAUGGAGUUGGUGCCGGUGUCUCCCCGGUUCCACGGGAGUUUCUACGUGGGCGAUGCCUACUUGGUGCUGCGCACCGUCAAGACCAAGGACACACCAUCCUACCACCUGCACUACUGGCUGGGUAAUGAGUGCACCCCUGAUGAAAGCACGGGUGCAGCCAUUUACACCCUCCAGAUGGACGACUAUCUGGGAGGCAGACCGGUGCAGUAUCGCGAAGUCCAGGGGUACGAGUCCACCACCUUCACCAGCCACUUCAGAGGAGAACUCAUCUACAAGGCCGGUGGAGUAGCGUCGGGAUUCCAGCACGUGGUCACUAAUGACCUCACCGCCCAGAGACUUUUCCACAUCAAGGGUCGACGCGUCGUCAGGGCAACGGAGGUGCCUUUGGACUGGAAGAACUUCAACAGGGGGGACUGUUUCAUCAUCGACCUGGGCGCCGUGAUCUACCAGUGGUGCGGCUCCUCCUGCAACAAGUUUGAGAGAGUGAAGGCUGCGCAGGUGGCCACUGGUAUCCGUGACAACGAGAGGGGCGGACGCUCUCAGCUGGAGGUUGUGGAAGAGGGGCAUGAGCCUGAUGAGAUCAUAGAGGUUCUUGGGAAGAAGCCUAAUCUGGCGGAGGGAGAUGACAAAGAUGAUGAUUUUGCUGAUAUCUCCAACAGGAAAAAGGCCAAACUUUACAUGGUGUCAGAUGCCAGCGGUGAGAUGCAGGUGUCCUUGGUAGCGGAGGAGAGUCCGUUCUCUCAGAGUAGCCUCCUCUCAGACGAGUGCUUCAUCCUGGACAAUGGCAAGGCCGGACGCAUCUUUGUCUGGAAAGGGCGUAAUGCCAACCCCAGUGAGCGCAAGGCGGCCAUGAAGACAGCUGAGGGCUUCAUCAAACAGAUGGGUUACCCUGGCAACACCCAGAUCACGGUGCUACCGGAUGGAGUGGAGACGCCCAUCUUCCAGCAGUUCUUUAAGGACUGGAGAUCCUGGGAGCAGAGCGAGGGCUUCGGACAGGUGCACGUCACCGAGCGCAUCGCCCACAUAAAGCAGGUGCCCUUCGACGCCUCCAAACUGCACGAGUCCCAGCAGAUGGCCGCACAGUACAACAUGGUGGACGACGGCUCGGGCGAAACUCAGAUCUGGAGGGUGGAGAGCUGUGGGCGAGUGGCUGUUGACCCAAAGGAGUUCGGGCAGUUCUACGGAGGAGACUGUUACAUCAUCCUCUACACAUACAAGAGGGGCCAGAUCAUCUACACCUGGCAGGGCUCCAACAGUUCUCGUGAGAAGCUCACAGCUUCAGCCGUCUUCACUAUGGAUCUGGACCGGUCACUGGGAGGCCGCCCCGUGCAGGUUCGGGUGUCUCAGGGGAAGGAGCCGGCCCACCUGUUGAGCCUGUUUAAGGAGCACCCCCUGGUGGUAUAUCGGAGCGGCACGUCCCGUAAGGGGGGCCAGACCCCCCCACCCCCCAAACGCCUCUUCCAGGUGCGCCGCAACCUGGCCACCAUCACGCGCAUCGCUGAGGUGGAGGUGCGUGCGGGGAGCCUGAACUCCAAUGACGCGUACCUGCUGAAGAUGGAGGGGGGUGGGGGGGUGCUGUGGGGGGGUCGAGGGGCGUCUCAGGAGGAAGAGGACGGAGCCAAGUACGUCAGCCAGCUGCUGCACUGCUCCAGCCUCACACACAUCAAGGAGGGACACGAGACAGGGGAGUUCUGGGCUGCUCUGGGCGGUAAGGAGGAGUACCAGACAUCCGACCGCCUGGAGAGGCAGACGCUCACACACCCGCCUCGUCUCUUCGCCUGCUCCAACAAGACCGGCAAGUUUGUGAUUGAGGAGGUGCCGGGCGAGUGGUCUCAGGAUGACCUGGCGGAGGACGACGUCAUGCUGCUGGACGUCUGGGAUCAGGUCUUUGUAUGGAUUGGGAAAGAUGCUAAUGAACUGGAGAAGACAGAAUCACUGAAAUCAGCGAAGGCGUACAUAGAGUCGGACCCGUCGGGGCGGGACAAGGGCACGGCGGUGGUGGUGGUCAAGCAGGGGCACGAGCCGCCCACCUUCACCGGCUGGUUCCUGGCCUGGGACAGCGCCCGCUGGGGGGGGCAUGAUGCCGCCCGGGGGCCCACCAAUCACGUCGCCCGCGCCCUCAAGGCUCUUAACAUGAAAUAGAGCACACACACACACACACACACACACACACACACACACACAUACACACAUACGCACAUCCUGAGGCCGCUGGUUCGACUCGAUCUAAUCCAAUCCAAUAAGCAUACAUUGCACACACACACACACACACAUACACACAUA
Messenger RNA from Sardina pilchardus (European sardine), 2355 nucleotides. RefSeq names its product scinderin-like. Bases 1 to 2214 code for a protein of 737 amino acids. The record is from RefSeq and is a predicted model, not a curated record. The transcript has 17 exons. Lineage: Eukaryota; Metazoa; Chordata; Actinopteri; Clupeiformes; Clupeidae. Gene Ontology annotation, biological process: cell projection assembly; barbed-end actin filament capping; actin polymerization or depolymerization. Gene Ontology annotation, cellular component: cytoplasm; actin cytoskeleton. Gene Ontology annotation, molecular function: phosphatidylinositol-4,5-bisphosphate binding; actin filament binding.